Messenger RNA from Exserohilum turcica Et28A, 426 nucleotides. RefSeq lists its product as uncharacterized. The record is from RefSeq and is a predicted model, not a curated record. NCBI's taxonomy places the organism in Eukaryota, Fungi, Ascomycota, Dothideomycetes, Pleosporales, Pleosporaceae. The transcript has a single exon. Bases 1 to 426 code for a protein of 141 amino acids.
AUGAAGGCUACUCUGCAAUCACUUGUGGCCUUUGCUUCCAUCCUUUCCAUAGCUUUGGGAAACUGUAACCAACCAGCAUGCUCUGUCGGAGUUGUCGAAACGUACGACACGAGCUUUUGUGUGGGGAGGGUUCACCGAGACAAAAAGUGGGGACAGCCAGGAGUAUUUCAAGGCGAUUCCAACCAUUGGGACUGGGAAGUCCAAACGGACACAUAUAAAAUCAACAUCUGGGACAACGGCUUGGUUACGUUUGGUUAUGGGCAGGGCCAUAAAGCCUGUGUUAUGCAAAUCACCACCGCUAACGGUCCGGUUGAUGUCAUGCUUCCGCCCAACAACGCCGGCGUUGAUCCGAAUUGGAAUGGGGUAGGAUGUUGCCUGCCCCCAAGCCUUACAUAUGGUAUCCAAAGCGUGUGGGUAUGGAAUUGA